GUCGCGGAGUACGAUUUCGUGCUCUGUCUAUGUGCACAGUAGGUACUGGCAGCACAAGUCGCGGAGUGAAUAUAGAUGACCGCUGUGUACAAUUGUGUACAAGUACUGUGUGUGUGCAGUCAACGAAGACAGCAGCAGCAGCGACGGUCAAAAAGCUUUUUUGUGUAUACAACGUAUUCGCGACUAAAAAUUGUCGCGCUGAUUACAUCUCUCUGUGCAUAAGAAGCUCGUUGUGCGAGCUCGACUCCGAAGUGUACCUGCCUCUGCGAUUGCUACGGAAGAUUUCACACAUCGAUUUCCUGCGUCGAUGCAGCUCCGAAGCCCUGUUAUUAUUUUAUUAUAAAUACACACACUCGUUUUUCGUAGUAUGAAAGUUCCGAUCGAAUGAUUCGGUGUCACGGUAUAUAAGCUGCAGUGUGCUGUGCGCGCGGAGACAAAAUAUAAUAAAAAGUAGGCGUGCGUUUUAUAGUAAACAAAGGGCAAUGCACUGCUACUACUACCAAGAAGACGAUCACGAAGACGUGCCACUACGCAGCUGUCAACGGUGCAGCGAACCCGAAUGAUCCUCGUUGCUGUUUGAUUUGACAUUUGCGAGUGGUCUCGAUCAGCCGAUACAACUUACUAUAUACCAGUACAUCGAUUUAUAUCGUAUAUUAUUUAAGUGACUAUCAACGAGCGAGCGCGCGGCGAGCACCGACGAUCAUGAAUCUGACCGCGGGUAAUCCUUACGGCAACGGCCUGAUUUAUGCCGGCUUCAAUCAAGAUCAGGGAUGUUUUGCUUGCGGCAUGGAAAAUGGCUACAGAGUUUACAACUGCGAUCCACUGAAAGAGAAAGAACGCCAUGACUUUGGCGAAGGAGAUUUAGGCUACGUCGAAAUGCUAUUUCGGUGUAAUUACUUGGCAUUUGUUGGUGGAGGCAAAAAUCCCAUGUACCCAACAAACAAAGUGGUAAUUUGGGAUGAUCUAAAGAAAGCACCAGCAAUAACAUUAGACUUCAAUGCACCUGUUAAAGGUGUGAAAUUAAGAAGGGACCGUAUUGUUAUUGUUUUAGAGGGUGUGAUCAAAGUUUAUACUUUUACUCAAAACCCUCAGCAGCUUCAUGUUUUUGAAACAAAUGUAAAUCCAAAGGGACUGUGUGUACUUUGUCCAAAUAGUAAUAAUUCAUUAUUAGCUUUCCCUGGAAGAAAAAGUGGGCAUGUCCAAGUUGUGGACUUGGCAAAUACAGAGAAACAACCAUUAGAUAUAGAAGCUCAUGAGACACCUUUAGCUUGUAUAGCAUUAAAUUUACAGGGUACCAGGUUGGCUACAGCUUCAGAAAAAGGCACGUUAAUAAGAGUUUUUGAUUCUCAAAGUGGAAACAUGAUUAAUGAGUUGAGAAGAGGCGCAAAUCAUGCCAACAUUUACUGUAUAAAUUUCAAUCAUGAUUCAACAUGGCUAUGUGUUGCAAGCGAUCAUGGUACAGUUCAUAUAUUUGGUGUUGAAGAUCACAAAUUGAAUCGUCAAUCUAGCUUAGCUUCAGCUACAUUUUUGCCAAAGUACUUUAGUUCCAGUUGGAGCUUUUGCAAAUUUCAAGUCCCAGGUGGGCCUCAAUGUAUGUGUGCAUUUGGAUCAAACAACAGUAUCAUAGUUGUGUGUGCUGAUGGCAGUUACUACAAAUUUGUUUUUAAUAACAAGGGAGAGUGUACACGGGAUUUUUAUGCGCAGUUUUUGGAGUUGACCGACGACAAACUGUGACUAUCAAAUUCCUGGAUUUGGGAAUAAAGACUAAUAAUCGCGUGAAAUAUCAUCCUUAAUAUAAUACGUGCUUUGCACGACAUCACUUCCAUUCCGUGUGUGAUUAUCCAUUGUAAGUUAGCAAAAACAAAUUACAAGGUAUAUGAAGAUGCGAAUACGUCCAAAAGUGAAAUUUAAUUUGAAUAUUGAAUUUGAAAGUCAUUGUUAAAAUUGAAUACUGCUCAUUUCAAUGAUUGGAUGAAAAUUAACGUCAACGUCAGUCUUGUGAAAGAGCAAACUUGUUGAAAACUUUUAAACACAUCUACAUUCGUUGAUGUUUAAAUAAGUCUAUACAAACUAUAAAAUGUUAAAUUAGACUUUGUAUUUCUGUUAUUAAAGUAAAUCAAAUUUUUGAAUGGUAAAAAAAUUAAUAUUUCUUCUGAUCUAUUCAUUAGUAAAUGUAAUUCAAUCAUGUUGAACUGCAAAAGUCCAUGAUAAAAGAAACUUCGAAAUAUAACUAAUUAGAGAGUAAGUUUUGAAUCAAUUUUGAAAAUUUUUGAAUGUUUAUAUUAUAGUGUAGUCUAUACGUAUCUUUAUAUAUGUAUAACAUUUGUUGAUUAAUUAUAGCCUUCAUCUAAUUAUGGUAAGCAUAAACGUAGCUUACCCACAUCAAAUGCAUUAUGAAAAAGACUGUUGACGUUAAUUUAUAUAUAUUUAUAAACCAUACAUUCUCUAUCAUAACUCUGAUCUAUAAAUGAGCAACAGGACUGCUGCAUAUCUCACUUGUGAUACUGAUACGUCGUUAGCUUUGCAAAUUAAUGUACCCGAGCCUUCUUCUCGUGUUAGUCGGACUGUUUUACCUUUUAGCAAUGAAUACUUAUAUUCUGUACAUAAUUUACUUUUAGAAAGAUGUAACAAUUUAUUAUAUGAAGAAUUGUAUUAAUUUUGAUGAUCCAAAAAAAUCAAAACGACAUAUGAAUAUCGCACUGCGAUAAUAAUCAUGAUAUGAAAAGAUGUAUAACGAAAAAUAAUGUUUGCUGGUAACGAAUCGUUCGAUAAAUUACAUUGAAUAAAAUUUCGAGGCAAAAAACACAUGAAAUGCUUUAUUGGAUAUUACAUUCAUCGUAUUUUAUACUUAAAAACAUUAUUGCAUAAUAUUAUUGAUGCGAACUUCGACGACUGUUUUGUUACACAUAUACACAUGUGUCGUCGAAAAGAAAUGAAUAAAUCGAUAGUCUUAGUGUAAGCUUUUGAGUUUUAAUACAUUAUUUCGAUAAAUUUUGAGCAUUUUUCGUAUUACGUUGCGUGCACUCUUAUAAAAAGUGUACUCUACCUUAAAAAAAUUAAUUUUUAAUUUUUUUUCACUCAAUGCCUGUCCCGUGCAUCUAAUUCGAAAAAAUUAUUUU
Trichogramma pretiosum is the source of this 3119-nucleotide messenger RNA. RefSeq names its product WD repeat domain phosphoinositide-interacting protein 3. Gene Ontology annotation, biological process: protein localization to phagophore assembly site; autophagy of mitochondrion; nucleophagy. The transcript is spliced from 6 exons. The coding region runs from base 703 to 1734 and encodes 343 amino acids. Gene Ontology annotation, molecular function: protein binding; phosphatidylinositol-3,5-bisphosphate binding; phosphatidylinositol-3-phosphate binding. The record is from RefSeq and is a predicted model, not a curated record. Gene Ontology annotation, cellular component: cytosol; phagophore assembly site membrane; extrinsic component of membrane. NCBI's taxonomy places the organism in Eukaryota, Metazoa, Arthropoda, Insecta, Hymenoptera, Trichogrammatidae.